CAUCCUGGCAUUAUGGCGUUGACCUCCACGACCGUUCUCAAUCCCAGGACGACCCAUUACGAAUUCCUCGGCCCUCCUGGUGCAUUGCUUGUGACCGUUUUCGUUCCCAUCACAGCAUAUGCCCUUUACUUCGGAUGUUCAGAAACCUCAGGUGGCUGCCCGCCUCGAAUUUCCUACCCGGCGGUCAUUGACACCUUAAGCGAUCCCUCUUUCUGGAAAAGUCUCUGGGAUACGCAGGCAGCACUGAUCUACCUGGGCUGGUAUGCAUUCUGUGUUUUGGCGUGGGCAAUCCUUCCUGGAGACUGGGUAGAGGGGUCACAGUUGCGCGACGGCGGAAAGAAGCUGUACAAAAUCAAUGCAUUCUCAACAUUCCUGCUUACGCUAGGACUCACUUCUGGUUACAUCUGGCGUUUCGGGCCAGAGUCGUUCACAUUCCUCUAUGACAAGUUCAUUGGAUUCGUCACGGCUUCGCUGCUCAUGAGUGUAGUACAAGCGGCGGGAUGCUACGCUGCGUCCUUCCGUCAAGGCGCACUUCUCGCCUUAGGUGGCAACAGUGGCAAUGUGAUCUACGACUUCUUCAUUGGCAGGGAGCUGAACCCCUCCAUUGGCUCCUUUGAUAUCAAGUCCUUCAACGAACUCCGUCCCGGCCUUAUUCUGUGGGUCCUGAUCGAUAUCAGUAUGGCAUGUGAGCAAGCCGUACGCCGUGGUGGCAGCAUUACCGACUCGAUGGGAUUGGCGUGCCUGUUCCAAUUCUGGUAUGUGGCCGACUCAUUAUACAACGAGCCUGCGAUCUUCACUACAAUGGAUAUCACAACCGACGGGUUCGGUUUCAUGCUGUCUGUCGGGGAUCUCACCUGGGUGCCCUUCGUGUACUCGCUACAAGCGCGCUACCUGGUCUUCAAGCAGCUGGAGCUGGGCCCUAUCUGGACUGGAGCCGUCGUCUCGGUGAACCUGCUUGGCUAUUGGAUCUUCCGCGGAGCGAAUGGCGAGAAGAACGAUUUCCGCAACGGCUACAACCCGAAGAACCUCAAGUACAUGACCACCGAACGUGGCUCGAAGCUCCUUAUCUCUGGCUGGUGGGGGUGGCUGCAGCACCCCAAUUAUCUCGGCGACCUCGUGAUGGCUCUGGCAUGGUCCCUUCCCACUGGCUUCGAGACACCCAUCACCUACUUCUACGUGAUGUACUUCUUCGUGCUGCUCGUGCACAGGCAGAUGCGGGAUGACGAGAACUGCAAGAAAAAGUAUGGCAAGGACUGGGAAAAAUACACGACCCUUGUGCCAUAUCGUAUCAUUCCCUACAUCUACUGAUGUUUCAAGUGUCUUCACUGAACAGUCUGUUGUCGCCGCCUAAUUCCUGGCUUGUCUUUUGGUGUCAUGAUAGUAAUGAGGUUCCCUAUUUGGAAGACGUGUAUUGACAGUCUCCACGGGUCCAGAGUUAAUAAAAACGGCGGUAUCAUCC
Molecule: messenger RNA, 1459 nt
Organism: Postia placenta MAD-698-R-SB12
Lineage: Eukaryota; Fungi; Basidiomycota; Agaricomycetes; Polyporales; Adustoporiaceae
Exons: 7
Coding region: 13-1308 (431 amino acids)
Biological process (GO): ergosterol biosynthetic process
Cellular component (GO): endoplasmic reticulum membrane
Molecular function (GO): Delta14-sterol reductase activity
Source: RefSeq, a predicted model, not a curated record